Melitaea cinxia (Glanville fritillary) is the source of this 3900-nucleotide messenger RNA. Its product is annotated as alpha-mannosidase 2-like. The transcript is spliced from 6 exons. Bases 1 to 3900 code for a protein of 1299 amino acids. Gene Ontology annotation, molecular function: carbohydrate binding; alpha-mannosidase activity. The record is from RefSeq and is a predicted model, not a curated record. Gene Ontology annotation, cellular component: Golgi membrane. Gene Ontology annotation, biological process: mannose metabolic process; N-glycan processing; protein deglycosylation. Lineage: Eukaryota; Metazoa; Arthropoda; Insecta; Lepidoptera; Nymphalidae.
AUGGUUGAUAAAAGAAAGCCUUAUAAGCUACAAUUUGUUAUAACUUUUAUGCUCAUAAUUGCAACCUUAAGAAAAAUCGUAAGAAAUCAAUCAAAAAUGGUGCAAACACCUUUUAGCACGAGCAACGCAGACUUCCGUCUGAGUAGCAAGUCACGUCAUAUUCCUCAACAGUUUAUGUUUCCCGGCUAUACUCAUGUAAAAUCGGUCAUACAUAAAAUGCAACGACCUAAAAUAUCUACAAUAUUGUCUUCAAUAGACACGGGAAGGAGCAGGUCGAUGUACUCUCGAAUGAACAUAUCAAAAAACGAUAACAUACAACCGUACGAGCUGAGGAUAGCCAGAGAUGCCAUAGCCGACGUUAUUCGUCAAAGUGAAGAUAACUUUCUAUUUGGCGACAGUGAGUCAGUUGGUCUUAGUGACGACAAUGACACUGAAGUAAAACUUUCUUAUGCCAUACCUACCUCUAGGUUCUUUACAGCUUUGGAUGAACCACAGCAGCCGGGCGCAUCGAAACCUUACGAAAAUAGUAUUUCGAUUCCAGAAAACUCAAUUCAGGACGUAAAAAACAAUAUUUUCGUUAAUAGCGUUUCCGACAAAAAUACUACUCUGAAUGAAAAAUAUGACCCGAACUUAACUAAAGCCAAGUUGCAGAAGCUGAACAAAUCAAGUUAUGAUGUAGAAAUAGAAAAAGCGGAUUUACUUAUCGAGGAAGCACCCAUAGUUAUCGAAAGCUUAUUUUAUAACAUGACGGAGACGGUACCCUACAUUUGUGUAGCUUUACGCCAAGCCAAAGCCGAUAUCGACGCUCAAGAGAAAUUUUCCCACCUGGACAUUGAGCCAGCAUGGAUGGUAAAAAGACAAUUUUGGAAUCAAGUUUAUGAAAGCCGUUAUGAAUCGCUUAUGAGAAACCAGAAGUGGCCUCCCUUAAAAGUUAUUUUAAUUCCGAGAUCUAACAUACACUCAAUUUGGAAACAAUCAUUUGAAAGUCUGCAUAAUGACACGGUUCGGCGAAUAAUUUCAAAUAUUGUUAAAAAACUUCAGUUUUAUCCAAACUUAACCUUUUCUUGGAAUGAAGUCUCCCAUCUUAGCCAGUGGUGGAAGGGGGCGCGGCCGAAGACUCGAGCGGCGUUCCGUCGUUUAAUUAAAGAAGGACGACUAGAAAUAACUUCAGGUACUUGGGUCGAAACUGAUGAGUCUGUGUCACAUUUAUUUGGUAUUAUACAUCAACUAAUUGAAGGUCACCAGUGGUUGCAACAUCAUCUGAAUUACUCGCCAGACGUUGCUUGGCUGACAAGCAGCGUGACGCACAGUCCCACCAUGGCUUACCUAUUAUCUGCAUCUGGAAUAACAAAUUUAGUUCUAACAAAUUUACAUUACUCCUGGCAACAGUAUCUCACCGAAUACCAAAAUACCGACUUCCUGUGGGUUCAAAAUUGGGAUAACGACAAGAGCACCCACACGAACCUUAACGAUGUUCUCAAAAAAAUUGGAAAUGAUAGAUAUCCGAAACAUUCUGUCCUUACUCACUAUUUACAGUUUAAUUUUGCUGGUUUUCAAGCGUGUGGUCCACAGGGUGAAAUUUGUGCAACAGAAUUCAAUUUUGCAAAUAGUGAUAACAAUUUAGAUAUUAGUAUAUUUAAUGUAAAAGAGAAAGCUGAAAGAUUGCUCGAACAGUAUUCUAAGACUGGCACUACAUCCACUCACAACGUAGUUAUUGCACCUUUAGGAGAUUCCUUUAGUUAUGAAUUUCAAACGGAAUUCGAUUUUCAGUUCUACAACUACGAUAAGAUUGCAGAUUUUGUAAAUAACAAUAGAGAUAUUUACAAAGCUUCCGUAGAGUUUGGCACGACCAAAGAUUACUUUAAUUCCAUUCUAUCGAGUCAAACAUCUUUUCCUACUGUGAAAGGAGAUUUUCUUAAUUUUGCAGACAUAAGCGAUGGCAGUCCCGCUUACUGGACAGGAUUUUUCACUUCCAGACCACAAUUAAAAAUUUUGUUAAGACGCCUUCAAUCCACUUUACGCAGUACAGAAAUUCUUUUUUCCUUUGCUGUUAAUUACGAUACCUUUAAAUCAUACAACACAUCUGAACUCUUUGAGCUUUUGCAGAAUGCUCGAGAAGUCAUUGCUCGUCUUCAAGAUCGGAACGUUGUGUCAGGAACGCUGACGUCUACAGCGAUGAGAUACGUUCAUACUCAAAUUAUAAACACGGUUAAAGAUUGCUGGCGUAUACAAGAAGUAGCAGCUAGUUUACUUAGUUCGAAGGAAGGCCAAAAUAAAACUUAUCUAGAAAAGUAUGUUUAUAAGGAUGGAGAGUUCGUAUCUUCUUUUAAAUCGAUUACACCCGGUGAUCAAAUUUACGUUUUUAAUUCACUUAAUCAAGAAAGAACCGAAGUUAUAGAACUGUUGACUAGACAUCCAAACAUUCGCGUCGUAGAUCACGAUGAGAACGAGGUAACCACUCAGAUCAAUCCAAUUUGGAAAUUUAAUUACGAAAACAAAAUUAAAAUAUCGAAACAAUUCUUUAAAGUUACUUUCAUCAUAACUGUCCCACCGUUGACCUUCGAGUUGUUUAAAAUUAAGAAUACAUUCGACAGCACCCGAAGUGCUUCUACUAUAUAUUGCAACGUAUGUCGUUUCGAUGGCAUACAAAACUUUUCUUUUGAUAUUCGUCCAAUUGAUGAAGGUGAUAUCCAAAUUGAAAAUUACCGACAUCGACUUAUUUUCGAUGAAUUUACCGGAUUUUUAAAAACUGUCGUUGAAAAAUGGACGAAUACUGAGAGAGUUGUCCAUGUGGAUUUUGGAGCAUUUCGAAGUUCUCAUAAAAACUCCGGUUUGUUUUUGUUUAACACUAAUUACACUAAACCUUUAGAGGACAUCCUAUCUCCUUUCACAUUCAAUCCCAAAUCAAAGACCAUCAUGAUCAUAUCUGGGGCUAUCACUACAGAAGUGAUAUCUAUUUACGGGCCGUUGCUCCAACAUUCGGCUAAAAUAUUUAAUCUAAUCAACAGUCCCUUAUCCGAAGCUAUAAGAUUUGAAACCAAAUUAGACUAUGAGAUUUCUCCUAAAAAUAGAGAUUUAGAAAUAUUCAUUUCGAUACAGACGGACAUAGCCAACGGCAACCCACCAGAGUUGACUGUCGAUAACAAUGGUUUUCAAUACACAUCGCGCGCUAUCAAUGUGAGCAAACGAAUUGAAUCCAAUGUGUAUCCUAUGACGAACAUGGUGUUUAUACAAGACCAUAAAAAUAGAUUGACAGUAGUCACUGACCACGCGCAGGCCGUGACGGCUCUACAGGAAGGUCAGGUAACCGUGAUGCUGGAUCGGAGAAUUCUUUAUGAUGACGGUCGUGGGUCUGGGGAAGGUCUCGCCGAUAGCGCUGCUACUUACCAUACACACUAUAUAUUACUGGAAAACCUUAUCCAACCCACUAACAGAUACGACAACAUUUUGUUAAGAAACAGGUUAAGAUUGCCCAGCUUAUCUGCCAUUUACCUCGCUAAUACUUUGAACUAUCUGCUGGAUGUUUUCUUUAUAAGUGUUAGAGAGAUCAAUUUUUGUCAUUUUGCGUUUAGACCUCUUAUAAAAAAAUCUUUUCCUUGCGAUGUAUCUAUGAUUAAUUAUAGAGUAAUUCUUAAUAGAGGGAAUCCAGUAAAAUAUUUUCCAAACACAGUUCUGAUAGUACUCCAUCGACAGAGCUUCACUUGUCUGGUAGAUCAAGCCACGUAUGUACGUUGUAAUGGAGAAGACCAGCUAAGGCUAGACAAAAUGUUUCAUAACAUAAGACUUGUGCUUCAAACUAAUCUAGUGGGCACUAACGAAGGAGUUCCGGUUACCACGCUUAACUACGAAAACUUUCCACCGAUGGAAAUUACAACAUUAAGAAUAUAUUUUGGAAAUUAA